Xyrauchen texanus (razorback sucker) is the source of this 5366-nucleotide messenger RNA. RefSeq names its product WW domain binding protein 1-like. Lineage: Eukaryota; Metazoa; Chordata; Actinopteri; Cypriniformes; Catostomidae. The transcript is spliced from 4 exons. Bases 43 to 1167 code for a protein of 374 amino acids. The record is from RefSeq and is a predicted model, not a curated record.
GAAGAAAGAGACGGAACUGAAGCUAGCUUGCAGGCUAGCUGAAUGUCCUACCUUGUCGCAGAUGUUUCUAAGGCCACGGGGAAGGGCGGAAUGUGGGGGGUCGAGUAUAUAAGACUAGGCAUGGGGUUGUUUGUAAGUAACGCGGUUAUUGCACCUGUCGGUUCGGUGUCAUUGGAGGCAGCGGUGACCGAGAACAGGCUGCUGUGUUUCGGAGUGAACAACCAAAGCUACAUCUGUGAUUCGGGCCACUGCUGUGGAGAGUCCCAGUGCUGCAGCUAUUACUAUGAAGUGUGGUGGUUUUGGUUGGUCUUGACACUCAUCAUCAUUCUGGGCUGCUGCUGCCUGUGUCACCACCGCAGAGCCAAACACCGACUGCAGCAGCAGCAACGGCAGCACGAGAUCAACCUUAUCGCUUACAGAGAAGCCCAUAACUACACCUCUCUACCCUUCUACUUCAGGUUUCUGCCUGGCUACCUCUUACCCGCCUACGAGGAAGUCGAGAACAGACCUCCGACACCCCCGCCUCCAUACAGUGCCUCUCAGCCAGGCCAGUCCACCAUCACUGUCCCCCUGUGCUCUGAACAACCAGAUGAGCUCUGCCCCCCACUGCAGUGCAGCCCUGUUGCCUCUGCAUCAGAAAACUGUUCCCCAGGGCCAUGCAUCGAGCAGCCCCACUCUCCCACCUCACACUGCCCAACCAGAAACACCCAUAAACCAUACCUCAGCCUAGAGGAGGAUGGGCAACUCCAGCAGGUAGCAUGUGCUACCUCACACAGCCUGGUCAAACAAAGCAGUGAGGAUCUGACUAAAGUUGGAGAGCAAGGCUUGGACUGUUCUCCUGACAUCAACGACAAAACUCCAGGGCGUCAUAGGCGCUUCACUGGGGACUCUGGGAUUGAGGUAUGUGUGUGCAGCCAGGGGCCUGGGGAUGGAGAGGAAGAAGAGAUGAAGGAGCUAGUAGGGCAUUUGGAAGGAGGGUUGCUUGAAGAGCAGGACUUCUGUGAUAGCUGCAAUCCCCGCAGUAGUAGCCUUCGUGGUUUAGGUGUCGAGGAGCAGGGUCUGGCUACCUCAGACAGGGAGCCUCCGCGACCCCCGGUCUGCCUUCAAUUGCACACCAUCAAUGAACAGGAGGGUCAGUUUCAUGGCAACAAUGAUCCUCAGAGUUGAGCACAACCAGUUCCAGCAGAGACUUGUUUUACAGUGCUGGUUCCCUUUACUUUUUCAAAGUACAUCAGUUUUUGUACUGUCAGCAAUGUCACUUUGGGUGUUCUUUUUUGUGAGUGUGAAAGAGACUGUGUGUAUUAGAAGGGUGUUAAUAUGCAAAUCCUUUACGUUUUUUAUGGAUUAAUAGGAUCAUCUUAUUAAGACAUGAAUGGGUCGGUUGCCUCAAAGAGAGGUCAGGAUCAAAGCCACGGGAAAUUCUGUUCACUGGUUUAUACUCUUAUUGUGUUUUCACACAGCUCUGAAUGUCAUGACUGUAGAUUUUGAGGCUUUUUGUUUGUUUUUGGAGGCAGAUUGCCUCCUGAGACAUUAGUACAUCCAAAAAGGAAAAUUGUCAUAAUUUGCUCACCCUCAUGUUGUUUUUCUUCUGUGAUAACACCAAGAUAAAAGUAAAUAUGUUAAUGAAUAUCCCAGUCUGUCUUUUGAUUUCAAUGACAGUCAUUAUUUAUAUAAGUCAGCAUAAAAGUAAUCGAUAAGUGAUCUAAUAGCUGUGGGUGAGAAACAGAUCAGAAACCAAUCUUUUUUUUACUCUUAAUUCUCCUCCCUGCUUAGUCAAUCUCCACUUAAGCUUUCGCAUUCUUCUUGUGUUUUCGAUGAUUCACAUUCUUCAUGCAUAUCAUCCCCUACUGGGAAGGGAGAACAAUUUCUAGCAAAAACUUAAAGCGACACUAUGUAACUUUUGGCCCUCUAGCGGUUAAAAAGUAAAAUGUGUCUUGCAGGAAAACAUUAUGGUAAUGGCUUAAGUUGUGGUUCGCUCUGCUCUGUGCAGAUGAAUGUGGUUUGAGGCCCCGAUAUACGCAGGUGUACAGGCCAUCUUAUCAGAGCGAAUGGACAAAUAAAUAACAAAAGAAAGGAAAAGACAGAUAUAUGAAAACAUCUAGGAUGUAAGUGCCAUAAAUUAUGCUGUUGUUUUGACAUUGGUAACAUUGAUGUUUUGAAAUAAAUUACGUUACAAAAGUUAGGCAACGUUCGUUAACAUUAGACAACGAUUGCUAAUGUGGUAAAGUCAAACGUAAAGUUUUUAGAACUGCAUUAUGAUAUUCUGUCCAAAUAGACCACGGUAGUAACUAAUUAAUAGAUUGUCAUCAUUACCAACCAGUGGUCAACGUGAUUUCAAGACUCAUAUGUCCUUGGCUUGCCUAGGACUAAAGGAUUUAUUUAUAUAAAUGAUUGCCUUUAUAAAGAAAAAUAAACAUACUUGAUGGCAAGUUAAAUGUUAUGCACUGCUUACAGUAAAAUUAUUUAAUUUCACUAUACACACACACAGUUGUAUGAUUACACAAUUAUUCAUAAACCAUAUCAAUAAAAUAUCUUGCCUGUUGAAUAAGAAAAAAAAACAUUGCUGGGUCUUUUUAAAUCCUUUCAGAUCUCGGAGUUGUCGCCACCUCUGAAAAGCCAAGCCGAUGUUGAUUCAAGUUUUAUUACGGACUCUCCCUUUUUGCUUGAAGACUCUGCUCUGUUUGGGGUUUCUUUUGUUUUUACAACCGGUGGUUCCCCAGAGGUUUGCCGUUUUGAAUGAUCCAUGGUAAAUUUUUCUUGCUCAUUGUGACACAAACAAACUUUCAGCUACUCUCACACCAUACACGCUACAGUAGCCGGAGCUUAUUGUCUCUGUGUACGGAUAUGACAUCAACACGCAAGGGCAAAUUACAUAUGCAAUUUCCCGCUAAAUCCGUCUCGACAGCUCUAAAAUGUAAAUUAUUAUUCUUAUAGGUUUAUCAAAGUGUAUUUGGGAAAAGACAUGGUUUGGAAGAUGGAUUUUUGUUGCACUCUCUCAUUAAUAACAUUUUGUUUUUGUUUUAUACAACAACAAAAUAAGGUCACAGUGUAGCUUUAAAUAUUGAUCUGUUUCUCACCCACACCUGUCAUAUCACUUGUGAAUAUAUAGAUUAAAACACUGGAGUCGUAUGGAUUACUUUUAUGAUGCCUUUAUGUGCUUUUUGGAUUGUCAAAAUAUUGGCACCCUAUUCACUUGCAUUGAUGGACUGUAGAGCAGAAAUAUUAUUCUAAAAAUCAUAGUUUGUGUUCUGCAGAAUAAAGAGAAUUUUUCAUUUUUGAAAAAUCCACUGUAGGCCCCUAACAGUCCACUGUCUUAUAUAGAAAAGCUGGACUGGGAUAUUCAUUACAAUAUCUACUUUUGUGUUGUGAAGAAGAAAAGUAUGCAGUGUACAUGACAUCAUUUUCAUUUUUGGGUGAACUGUUUCUUUAAGGUCUGAGUUAAUUAUCUGUGGUUGUUUUUGGUCUAACAUUUUUAUCAUUAAUGUAAUUUAAAAUACUUGCUCUCUCAAAGGGACAAGAUUUCACUGUGCAAACAGAUUCCAGGAAAAAAGGGUAAAGAGUGCCAUGACAGGGCAGUCUACUGACAAUUCAGUUCAUUAAUUGUCUUUUGCUGGUGAUGUUUAGUUUUUUUUCUUGUUUUUUACUUUUCCCCCAAAAUGUUUGUCUGGAAUAUCACUGCAUGAUGCUAUUCAGAGAAUUGAAUGCAAGUCACCUAAAAGUGCCCCCUACCAAGCAGUUAAACAUGAUAGGGUUGUCAUUCUCUUUGUUUUGUCCUGUUCUUGUAUUACAUGGUUUUGCCUUGAUCCAAAACUAAGCGAUAUUUUGCAUGAUUAUUUACAUUGAUCCACAAGCAGAUAUCCACCGUUGUUGUUAUACCACAUGCUUUAAAUUAGUGAAAUUUGAAGUUCAUUAUGCAACAACUCUUCAAAUGAAGGCCAAAUAUACCUUUUGUAUAUAGAAUUAACCCAUCUUGCAUAUUUACAGUAGGUGCCUUUGUUGAUAUUACUAGCUUUCAUAUGCCUUAAGUAUGUGUGUGGUAGGAUUACUGCAUAAAAUAAUCAAGGGCCAGUGUGUGGAAAUAACAGACCAAGUGCAUACUAAUGGGUGUGACAUUUUGGUCAAUGUUAAUUACUUGUUUGAAAGGAUCACUUGAUAAUCCUUCCAUCAAAACAUAUAAUUUAAAAAUAUGUUAGUAGUCUUUGCCUUAAUUCAAUUUCUGUAUUCACCCAUAGUUCCUUAAGUUAUUUUUGUAUCUUAACACUGUAAGGGAACUCUUGCGCCACUAACAGUAAGGUGACUUGUGUAUAGGCUUUAUUACAUAGAGUAAGCUUUUUAUGUAAGUUUUGUUGUAGCAGAUCAGGUAAGGUUACUGUUAUUGCUAUGUUAACAUGUUCUUCAGAGUAGCACUUAUAUAUCUGGUUAAUGAGAUACAGUGUGUUUUUUGUUUCAAUGGCAGUGAGACUGCGCUAAGCUGCUCCACUGCAUUCCUACACUAUGUUUGUGUGUCUCUAAGUAGGAUUGUUCUUCAAGCCACUGUUUAUUUGACCUUUGGUUCAUGUUAGUAGUUAUGCUUCCUACAAUAUCAGAGUCUAUUGGGCAUGGAUAGUUUGUCGGCCCUGUAGAUCACCAGAGCAGUGUGUUCCUAUGUGAACUGAGGGCUUAUUUCUUUAAAACUUGAUGCAGCAGGAACAUGAGGUUCAAAUAACUGGUUCUGGAGGCAGAUUCCAACAAAGGCUUGGUGCCUUCGCAAACAUUCACUGAGCAGUAUUGUCUGACUUGAGGGUUUGGAAUGAAUUGGACCAUUUAUUGCAUCAUGAAUGCGUCUAUCAAAAUACUUAACUGAUUUUGGUUUAGUCAUGGCUUAUUAAGUUUAAGCUUUAAAAGUUAUCUGUCACAACAUGGGUGCUCAUGAAGUUCUUUCUCUAGCUCUAGUUCUGAAAGUUUUCAUUGGUUCUUUGAUGUUUAAGACCAGCGGUAUUGAUUUAAAAGUAGUCUCGGUCACAAUGUUGGUUACCUUACUGUAAAUGAGAUUGUGAAAGUUUUGCCUGAAAAGUUGUCAUUGCACUGUUUUUACACUGAUGCAUUGAGAGUGCGUGCUUGAAGGUGACGAAGGCUUUGCAAGCCAAUUGCUUUUGAUUAUUGAUUUUAAGCCUGGUACAAUGUUUUAGUUUUGUAUCCGUAGUCACUUUCUUUUUAUAUAUAAAACUGUAUUUUAAGCAUUUUAUAAGACUCAACCAAAAUAAUGAGUAUCAAAGGAUGUUCCAUAUGAAUAAAAAAGCGUUUUAAAGCCAAAGAAUUUCCUCUGUGACUAGUUCAAUUACUCACCAAAAUGGCUGAAUGUCUUAUUUCAUUACAAUCAGAAAUUG